AUGCGGAAUCUCUGCCGACUCGACGCGGCCAUCCAGCCAAUCAACUUAUUAGUAUGUUCGCGCAUGCGCAGAAGCUCCUACGCCGCUCCUACGUCGUUGCCCGUAGCAACGUCGCUCCUACUUGGCAAACGGGAAAAAAAGCGAGGCUUGGAUGAGCCCUUGGGUGACAUCGUGGAAUAUUCCCAACAGGAAGUGAGGCUUUAUAGCCGUGUCUUGUGGGAGGAGGCCUUCCCAGCAUGUGAGAGACGGCCCAUUGCAGUUCUCUCUGUAUGUUCAAGAUCUGCUGGAGCAGGGGUCCUCCGUGCGCACCACGGCCCCUGCCAAGUGUUUUUUAAGAAGUGGACGGAGCCAGAGCAGCAGGAUGAAACGGGGCAUCCAUCAAGCCCAGAAAAGACAUACGCUCUCCGGCUCUGUGGGGGAUUGGAAUCGAGGCCCUGUAUGCACAAGCUGAAUGGUGUAGCAGAUGAAGACUACGCAGCCUGCACAAGGGUGGCCGCAGAGAGACUUUCCUGGUCUGCUCAAGGGGGUCCUCCCAGGGCAGCGAAGGGAUGCUCUUCAACCCACAGCACAGCAACCCAGGCCAGACUGAGCAGCAGCAACCGGGUUCAAGGGCUCCGGGGACCCCAGCAGCACAGCAGGGCUGGACUGCAGUGGGAGCAGGCGCCCAAGGGAAAGGAAACCUCCAGAAAGCGAAGAUACACGGAAGACAGGGCCGGCGUAGCACCCAGGGACAGCCUUCUGCUUGACGUUGUCAUGCACACACAGGUGACGCUGGAAGUGUGUUCUGUUUUUAUGUCUCAUGAGACUCUUGGAAACUUGUGUGGGAGGGGAGUGGAAGACCAAGAGCCGGACUCAUGCAAGCGCCCAAGACCUGGAAUCCAGUCCCAGGUAUAUCAGUUCUUCAGCUGCCUCCCAGAAGACAAGGUCCCGUACGUCAACAGCCCCGGAGAACGAUACCGCAUCCGCCAGCUGCUCCAUCAGCUCCCCCCCCAUGACAGUGAGGCUCAGUACUGCAGCUCGCUAGAGGAAGAAGAGGCAAAGGAGCUGAAGUUGUUUUCUCAGCAACGGAAGCGCGAGAACCUUGGCCGUGGAACGGUCCGGCUUUUCCCCGUUACCAUCACCGGAGCCAUUUGUGAGCAGUGCGGGAAGCAGAUAUGCGGCGGGGACAUUGCCGUCUUUGCCAGCCGAGCAGGGCACGGGGCCUGCUGGCACCCACAGUGCUUCGUUUGCACCACCUGCCGGGAACUCCUUAUCGACCUCAUCUACUUCUACCAGGAGGGCAAGAUCUAUUGUGGGCGUCACCACGCCGAGCGCCUCAAGCCCCGUUGUGAGGCCUGCGAUGAGAUCAUCUUUGCAGACGAGUGCACAGAGGCCGAGGGACGCCACUGGCACAUGCGCCACUUCUGCUGUUUCGAAUGCGAGGAGGCGCUGGGUGGGCAGCGGUACAUCAUGCGCCAGAACCGCCCCUAUUGCUGCCGCUGCUACGAGAGCCUCUAUGCAGAGUAUUGUGACGCCUGUGGGGAGCACAUAGGCAUUGACCAGGGUCAGAUGACCUACGAGGGCCAACACUGGCACGCCACCAACGCCUGUUUCAGCUGCUCCCGCUGCCACCAGCCCCUGCUGGGGAAACCAUUCCUGCCCAAGCAGGGCCAGAUCUUCUGCUCCCGUGCCUGCAGCUUGGGCGAAGACCCCAACGGCUCGGACUCCUGCGACUCGGCCUUCCAGAGCGCCCGCUCACAGGAUUCUCGUCGGGUCAGCUGGCAGCAGCGGCGGGUCCAGGCCCAGCGCCUCCCACCCUCUCAUGUAGCUCGUUCUGUUUCGUUUGGAGGACAGCCGACACCGUCUCACUCCACCCCCAAAAUCCGAAGGAGCUGGAGCGGUUUGCCUGGGGAGGAGAUGCCCAGGGGGUCAGGGGAGCUCUCGGAUCCAGAUAGCAACGGUUCAGGCUGCAGCCAAAGUGGCAAGGAGCCUGUGAAGUGCACCUCCCGUGGAACUUCCACCUGCCCGCCACCUGCAAAUCAACAGGAGCAAGGCACAGGUACUGAGCUCCGGCCUCGUUUCCAGCGUGCCUCUCCUUUGCGCCAUUCCAUGCCAGAGUUGGGGAUUCCUUCUUCCAAAAUCCCAGAUUGGAGCUGUAGUUCAGCUUCCAAACUUGAAGCAUCUGGCCGGUCGCGACGCAGUGAGGGGAGUGAGCUAGGGAUGGAGAGUUUUGCCCGGGCAGGAGUCCCGCGGGUUAGCUUCCGGGAACCUCUCAUCUCUGGAGAGCCAAGCCCUUCUUGUCCUGAGCAGCCUACCUUGAACCCCCAGUUGCUUCAGCAUGGAGGGGCCGGGCAGCGGCACCCCUGUUCCACUUCCGACAACUCACUUAAUCUGGGGGGGCAGGGAUGGAGAUCAAGAAAGGGGGCGGGGCAGGGCAGGGGAGGCAGCCUUUCCUAUUCAACUUCUGAAGGUGCUUCUACUUGGCACCACCGCUACCCACCCCGGGGGUGGGACUUCAGCUCCUCUGACUCUUCUGACUCCUCCUCAGAUGAGGAAGGCUACUUUUUAGGGGAGCCUAUACCCCUGCCUCCACACUUACGAGGUGGGGCUAGCCCCACAGAGACCACAGCACCCAUUGAAUCUCUGCAGAAACAGCGGCGCCGGAGUCUACGAGUUGUCCGGGACAAGAACUGUGUUGUGGCAUAAACAUUCUGUCUUCCAGACUUUGGCCAUGAUUCUCCCACUGUGAACUUGGGACUUCUGGCCUAUUGAACCGUUAAGUGUUGACCAUUCUGUGGGGGUGGGGGCUGCUGAGAUUGAGCCCAGUGUUGGUUACUUGCUUCUUCCAUUCUGACCUCUUAGCUUUGAUGUGUGACCUUGCCAGGUGUCCUCAGAGAGCGACCUCUUCAUGAUAACCACUGAAAAAUUUCUGACCUUUCCUCAGGGACACAUAAGCGCUGGCAUUUUUCACCAUGACCCUUGAUCUUUAGACUGCAUCCUUCCCUGAAAAAUACUGAGCUCCCUUCUGUGGUGGACUUUUGUGUUGAUUUUUCCAUUGUGGCCUUUUGACCUUUCUACUGUGACCUUUGAACACUGAUUAAUCCUUUCCUCUUGAACCUUGGACAGGGGUCUCCAGCCAUUUUGAGCCUGUAGACACCUUUGGAAUUCUGAUACCGUGUGGUGGGUGCAACCACAAAAUGGCUGCCACAGUUGCUGGGGCCAACCACAAAAUGGCUGCCACAGUUGCUGGGGCCAACCACAAAAUGGCUGCCACAGCUUGCCUUCAGACACUCAGCGAAGAACCCCACCAGGUGCUGCCAUUGCAGUGUUAUAAAAACCAAUUAAAUCUCCAGUAGCCAGUCAAACACCUUGCUGGCUAAAAGCCCCACCUGGCGCUACCCACUUUCUAAAAGAACUUGGCGGGCACCAGGUAAGGCAUAAUCAGGCAGCAUGGCACCCGCAGGCAUCACGCCAGGGCUCCCUGCUUCAGAGUGAUGGAUCCUUUUUUUUAACUUAUGCACUGUGUGCCCUAUGAACUUCUUACCUGGGAACCCUUGAACUUUGGUCGUGACCUAUCCACUGUGACCUCUGAACUUCUGACAUGUCUCCCAGAGGACCUUUUUGAUCCUCAGUCUUUCAAGUUGCCAUUAUUAAUGUUUAGACUGUUGACAAGAUUGCACCUUUUCAAGCUUUUGGGGUGCUUUUUUCUCUAUAGACAAGGUGUUUGGCUGUGUUUUAAUAUAUAUAUAUAUAUAUGUGCGUGUGUGUGUGUGUGUGUGCAUGGAAUGGGGUGGGGUAAAACUCCUGUUCUUCGCUAGAACAGCUCCCCACCAAAUUGAGUACAGGCACAAAGUGCCUUUUAUGAGGUAGAGCCUACAACAGAGUAUCCUCCCAAUUCAACUGGAAUUCCCUCCUGUCACCUGAAUUCCCAAACUUGUGCAUUGCUCAUGUUUGCAUUUUUUUUAAAAAAUGUAAAAUUUGUUUUUCUAAUUAAGGUUUUAAUUUAAGCAAAAUUUAAAUUAAAAAAAUUAUGAAAAUGCUUUGGGUUUCAGAGAAUUGUGAUAAGAUACUGGGCAUGAGCGAGCAGAGGGGGUGGGGAAAUGUGAAAAUACUGUGCUUCGUAUGUUUGGGAUAAGGACAGGAAAGCAAAGUAACUCCCAUCUCAAAAGGGGUGGCGCUGUACAAAGAUGAUGAUUUUUUUUAGCAUUCGUACCUUAUACUGUCCCAAAAACCUAACCCAAGCUCAGUUGAUUAAAUCUGCCUAUGUUUGCAUGUGAUUUCUGAAGGAAAUAAAAACAUGUUUUCUGCUGUUUUAAAGGACAUACAUUCAUGUCCUGGCAGUUACCAUCAUAAAACAAGAAUUUCCUUCCUCUCUGACAGAGAAUGGGAGUAAAACCCUCUCCUGAACUGUGGCUGGCUUCCACCUGUUUCUGUGAGUUCUUGCAUUAAAAUAAUUACACAUUUUU
Sphaerodactylus townsendi is the source of this 4445-nucleotide messenger RNA. Its product is annotated as prickle planar cell polarity protein 3-like. Gene Ontology annotation, molecular function: zinc ion binding. The record is from RefSeq and is a predicted model, not a curated record. The coding region runs from base 1 to 2685 and encodes 894 amino acids. The transcript has 11 exons. NCBI's taxonomy places the organism in Eukaryota, Metazoa, Chordata, Lepidosauria, Squamata, Sphaerodactylidae.